AUGGGGUCUUUCAAAAGUCUUUUGCUUCUCUUCAUCCUCACCCCUAUAUUUGCUGCAUCAACUGCCCCGCCACACGCAUUUGACCUUCAGACACGAGAUCUACCGACAGGGACUUGUAAUGCGAAUACUCCUUGUGUGAAUGGCGCAUGUUGCGGAAGUGACAAUCUUUGUGGAUACUCGCCCAAGUCAUGUGCAACCGGCUGUCAAUCAAAUUGCAACGCAAAGGCGGAGUGUGGACCGUAUGCGGUAGCAGGCAGUCAGGGAUGCCCGCUGAACGUCUGUUGUUCGGAGUUUGGCUUCUGUGGGUCUACACCUGAGUUUUGCGUUUGGAACAACACUGCCGAUCCAAACUACAGCGAAUGCAGUACCAAGUAUGGCGGAUGCGGCUCUGUUCCACGUCCAUCAUGCGGAGGGGCAUCUGGGGUUUCCAAACGGAACGUUGGCUACUAUGAGUCCUGGGCAAAUACCCGUUCUUGCCAAAGCGUUUCUCCUGAAGACCUUAAUCUUGAUGGCUUCACAUCCAUCAACUUUGCAUUUGCAUCCUUCGAUGCCAUCAGCUUCUCAAUCACGCCCAUGGAUUCAAAUGCAGGCUCUCUGUAUAGUCGAUUUACUGCCUUGAAGAGUAAGAAGCCUGGGCUGCAGGCCUUUAUCUCCAUUGGCGGAUGGUCCUUUACAGAUCCUGGACCAACGCAAAAAGCCUACACGAACAUGGUGAGUAGCGAAGGGAACCGAGCGAUGUUUAUCAACAAUAUUAUCAACUUCAUGGAAACUUACGGUUUCGAUGGUGCGGAUCUGGACUGGGAGUAUCCAGGAGCCGAUGACCGUGGGGGUAUUCCCGCAGAUACUGCGAACUAUGUCGCCCUGUGCAAAGAGAUGAGCGCCGCAUUUGGAUCCAAAUUUGAGCUCACCGUCACAAUUCCCACGUCAUAUUGGUAUCUCCAGCACUUUGACCUCGCCAAGAUGCAGGACUCAAUAAGCUGGUUCAAUCUUAUGGCAUACGAUCUGCACGGAGUCUGGGAUGCGCAGAGCCGAUAUGUAGGCCCCUACAUUGCUCCUCAUACCAAUAUUACCGAGAUUGACUUGGCCUUGGAUUUGCUUUGGCGCGCUGGUGUCGAUUCAAAUAAAGUCGUCAUGGGCCAAGGCUGGUAUGGUCGAAGCUUCACACUAGCGGACCCGAGCUGCAAUACCCCUAAUGGCAUCUGCAAGUUCCCAAGUACUAACGGAGGCGGCAACCCUGGACCAUGCUCGAAGGCGAGUGGAAUCCUCGAUUACCAAGAAAUCACCGAUAUCAUUACGAAGAACAGUCUGACCCCCGUUCAUGAUAAGACUGCCGGUGUCAAAUGGAUCACUUGGGACACCAAUCAAUGGGUUUCCUAUGAUGAUGCAGAUACUUUUGCGCAGAAGCGCGAUUUCGCGAGUAGCCGGUGCCUGGGUGGCAUGAUGGUUUGGGCUAUGGAUCAAGUCGACCAGACGGCGAGCAAGGGCUUUGGUGGCGCUUCAGGCGCAGCUGGUAUCACUGUGACCCCUGACCAGCAAGCAAACGCGAACCAGGCCACUGCUGAUCAAGCGGCUACCGGGUCCUGUUACACCGAGGAUUGCGGUGUUCCCUGUAAGGCCGGCACGAAUGAAGUUGCUCAGUACAAUGGCCAGCCUGGCCAACUGAGUACCAACGACCGCUGUCAAAAGAAGAAAUAUCGAAGUCUCUGUUGUGACGACAAAACGCAGGUGGGGACAUGCACUUGGCGCGGGUACAGAGGGGCAGGUCUAAGCUGCACUACUGGGUGUGCUUCUGGAGAGACAGAGCUCACAACGAACACCAACCAGCAUACCAAAAAAGGCGAUAAAAACUGUCACGGAGGCGCCCAGAGUUUUUGCUGCGCAAACUUCAAGCCCCCUACUAGUUCGCUGAAACAUGACCUCGAAGAUGCUGCAAAAGCUGCUGCGGAGGCUGCCGCUCAGCAGGCUGCGCUUGAUAUCGCAGCCAAAGCCUUCUGCCGCGUUGCUGUUCCUGCUCUUUUGGCGCCUUUGGAGGCUCUUGAGGACCUUAUCCCAAUUAUUGGUGAGAUUGCUGAUCUUGUUGAAAUUGCCGCAACACCAGCGAUCAUACAAGGUUGCGUCAAGGGUAUCGAGAAGGAGGGUUCUGCUGAGUUCAAAGUGUUUGGCAAAAAGCACACAGUGUCCGCUUCAAAUCAUCCACCAGCGAAGACAGGCGACAAGGGCGAGCCUACGUGCAAACCCAAAGCAAAACGAGGUAGCGAAAUCCGGGCUGCACCUAAACCCGUACCGACGGAGAGCAUUUAUGACGCCGACGACACCACGUUCAAGAUCCUGAUGAAAGCUAGCAAGAUACCUAGUAGUGCGUGGACAGUGAGCAGGAGCGGGGAGGGACACGCCAUGCGACUAAGCGUGCGGCCCGAGUUCUUCUCAGUUCCUCAUGCCAUUUACAUUGCCGGCUAUGUCGUAAUUAGUUACCAUGAUCAAGAAAUAAAGGAUCAAUGCGGAGAGGUCGUACGCGUCCAGCGCCAGUGGAACCGCGAGUACAAUGCCGGGGAAUACGAAUUAGUCUUCAACACAAACCCAGACCAGAACCCGACAAGGGCAUGCACCCUUGGUGGUCACGCUGGGAGACUCGAUUGGGCGACUACCCUCCAAAAAAAAUACCCACACUACAAGUAUCUCGGUCGCAUCAAACCGGGCCUGACCAACAGCGAUAUUAUAACAGAGUCAAACAUUGUGCUCGCAAAUAUGGGGAAAUACAGUCAGAUUAGGAAUAAUUGCUUUACUUUUGUCAAGAAGAUAUACGCGGAUGAGGCCGCAUAG
Messenger RNA from Penicillium expansum, 2820 nucleotides. RefSeq names its product Glycoside hydrolase, superfamily. Gene Ontology annotation, molecular function: chitin binding. The record is from RefSeq and is a predicted model, not a curated record. Gene Ontology annotation, biological process: carbohydrate metabolic process. The coding region runs from base 1 to 2820 and encodes 939 amino acids. NCBI's taxonomy places the organism in Eukaryota, Fungi, Ascomycota, Eurotiomycetes, Eurotiales, Aspergillaceae. The transcript has 7 exons.